ACCACUACCACACAGGAAUUUGGAUUGGUCAAUUUCCAGUCAGUCGGAAGUUUUUGUGAAUUUUGUUUGGUCGCAGCCGUCGCAGCGAUUAAAAGAUAUUAUUUUUGGAUCUUUUGAAUACUGAAUAAUUUCUUAAUCCCGUUUCUUCUGACAUACAUUUUGAAUGUCAAGAAGUAACCCGAAAGAUCCUUGUAAAAUUUCGGCUUGUAGGAUCCAAACUUGUCUAAAAGAGCACAAAUUUGAUGAGACGAAGUGUUACGAUGUCCUCGAGGACAUGCGCCAGUGUUGUCUGAAGUUUCAUAAGGUGUCGCUUUGCUGUUCUGGAAUAAAAUUGGACCGCAAUUACCGACUGGAGAAGGAGGCUGCAGAACGUGAGAGGCUAGAGAAGAAACAGCAAGGCACGCAAUGACCCACGA
Molecule: messenger RNA, 416 nt
Organism: Aedes albopictus (Asian tiger mosquito)
Lineage: Eukaryota; Metazoa; Arthropoda; Insecta; Diptera; Culicidae
Product: cx9C motif-containing protein 4
Exons: 3
Coding region: 164-409 (81 amino acids)
Cellular component (GO): mitochondrial intermembrane space
Source: RefSeq, a predicted model, not a curated record